AACGAAGGUUUCGAAGAUAUCCAGAGCACUCUUGAUUCAUUGGUUGACCAGAAAGACGUGGACAUGCACAAGAAUCUACUGCUCAUUUCGUGCAAUGACAACGUAUGGCACAGCGAUGACGCCAAAUCGACCACAAGGAUCAUACUUGAAAACAUUCUCACCAACAUUGUCGAUGAAGCAAAGUUUCGGAUGCCGCGUGAUGGUCCGGACGCUGACUUUGACAACAUGUGGUGUCGCAGAGGAAUAUAUAAAGGGGUGCCGUAUGUUUUGAUGAUCAAAGAAGGCACGCCUAACAGAAAAGAAUUUUUUGACUUGAUCCGAAGCUUACUCCACGCAUACAACCUCCGCAAAGAGUCGUACUAUAACCCAGUACCUUCUGCUUUCUUCACUUGGUGCGAAGAAUGGGCUGAGUUGCACGACUUUGCGUCUUUCGACUUUCUGGUGAAUGUUAACUCGGAGACUUUGCUCGAUGAGCACUGCAUCUCGCACCUGUAUCAACAGAUGUUGAAGAGCCCUGCUUGCACCGGAGUUUCAAGUCGCGUCGAGGUUGAUUCUCACUCCUCGAGAUGGGGUGUCGCAAACCUCUUCAGCAACUCGCAACUCAUGUAUGGCCAGGUUAGGCAGUCUCACCAAACACAGAUCAUGCACAAGGCAAGCGUAAGUCCGAGUGCUUGCCAAAUGCUCAGAAUCUGUGAAGAGACCUGUGGUCCGCAUGUUUUGAAGGAAAUCAAAAAGCAUCGGCCUUCUCCUAUGGACAAUAUGGUGACACAGAUCUGCUCAUCCACAGAGGAAGACGAUAUGAUGUACGGAGCACCACAGGUGACUACCCUGCAAGCUAUUCAUGCUGUCACAUAUGCUCGUCCAUCAACCACUCUUUCCGAAUUCAUAUUGCAGCGUCAACAGUUUGCAUUCUCGACUUGCGUCACGAAUCUUGCUAUACUCUGCGACAAUCAGAUGCAUUGGUUCGAGAGACUAUCCUCUGCCGUCGACUUGCUGGCAUGGUGUCUCCCCGCCUGCUCUCUCGCCAUUACCAUCAACUUCCUCAGAUCUGCUGUACUCCAACAACACAUACCAGUUUUGAUUGUGCUUAGCGCCAUCGUUGCAUUGCCAUGGACUUAUGCCGUCGCAUCUGCAAUGUGGCUGGCUCGUUCUUGGGAAGGACGAUUGCGCUAUUUACUCGGCUUUUGCAUUUUGGCGUUUACGGGUCCUAUUGUUGCGGUCAUUGUU
Messenger RNA from Aureobasidium melanogenum CBS 110374, 1227 nucleotides. RefSeq lists its product as uncharacterized. The transcript has a single exon. The record is from RefSeq and is a predicted model, not a curated record. The annotation marks the transcript as partial. Lineage: Eukaryota; Fungi; Ascomycota; Dothideomycetes; Dothideales; Saccotheciaceae.